This is a messenger RNA of Molossus molossus (Pallas's mastiff bat), 571 nucleotides long. RefSeq names its product RNA polymerase II subunit I (gene POLR2I). The coding region runs from base 151 to 528 and encodes 125 amino acids. Gene Ontology annotation, molecular function: DNA-directed RNA polymerase activity; nucleic acid binding; zinc ion binding. Gene Ontology annotation, biological process: transcription-coupled nucleotide-excision repair; transcription initiation at RNA polymerase II promoter; maintenance of transcriptional fidelity during transcription elongation by RNA polymerase II. Lineage: Eukaryota; Metazoa; Chordata; Mammalia; Chiroptera; Molossidae. The transcript is spliced from 7 exons. The record is from RefSeq and is a predicted model, not a curated record. Gene Ontology annotation, cellular component: RNA polymerase II, core complex.
GACGGAUCGGGCUGGUGAAGGCUGAAGCCGAGAGGAACGACUGGCAGGAGUUACACACGCCGCGGAGGGCGAAGCCACUAGAACUGACCCUUCCCGCGAUCCGUCGUGAGGCGGAGCAAACGAGGAAAGCUGGGCGAGUUGUGGCGGACUAUGGAACCGGACGGGACCUACGAGCCGGGCUUUGUGGGUAUUCGCUUCUGCCAGGAAUGUAACAACAUGCUUUACCCCAAGGAGGACAAGGAGAACCGCAUUCUGCUCUACGCGUGCCGGAAUUGUGAUUACCAGCAGGAAGCCGACAACAGCUGCAUCUAUGUCAACAAAAUCACGCACGAAGUAGACGAACUAACCCAGAUCAUCGCUGACGUGUCCCAAGACCCCACGUUGCCGAGGACCGAGGACCACCCGUGCCAAAAGUGCGGCCACAAGGAGGCAGUAUUCUUCCAGUCGCACAGUGCCCGUGCAGAGGAUGCCAUGCGCUUGUACUACGUGUGCACGGCCCCUCAUUGCGGCCACCGCUGGACCGAGUGAACCACCCUACCCCAAGUGUAAUAAAUGCUCUGUUUUGUGUGUG